GCAUGAUUUUCUCCAUACUACUACAUAGGUAAAAGUGAAACCUAAUCCUCAAGGUAUACCUAUCCCAAAACUCCUUCUUCUUAUCCGACUAUAUAGCAUGGCAUUGCUCUGCAGUCCAGGAAAAGGGCAAAUACCAAAACCUUGUACUGAUCACUUCUCUGGCAGAGCAAACAGAAAUUCCAAAUGUCAAUACUCGAAAGGGCGCCGAAAAGCAGAGACGAUCUAUGGAUAACGCUCCCAAAGGAGCUCGUUCAGAUUAUUGGCGAGUAUUUGCUUGCUGGCUCCUCUGGCCUUCGCUUACAUGCUUGUCCUUCGCCUAAGGUCGAUGGAUCAAACAUCCGAUACUCGAUAUGUAAGGAUUGGAUGGAAUAUGGGACGGUUUAUAAUCUCAUGGGAUUAGAAGUCGUUUUUGGGCCCCAGCUGGAUAUUCUCAGGAAUAACUUGCAGCUAAUCGUGAGCGAGAUGGAUGUUCUUAAAACUCUACCGGGGAAAGAUUGGCUUUCGAACAUUCACUUCAACUUUUAUGAUAAAGCUUCCAUGGAGUCUUGGUCGGGGGAGAUCGCCAAAUUUAAGUCACUGAAGCGGAUCUCGGCCUAUUGUCUUCAGUAUCAAGCCGGCGGUGAGGCAUGGGCCAAGUCUGUCCACGAUUUCUUGGCCUCGGAGAGCCCUAGUGCUAAGAUAACGAUCACUUCCAUUCUCCCAUCUGGACCUGCUACAGACGGGUAUAUUCAACAACUCCGGCGUUCUCAACGGCGACAACAAAAACAAAGACGACACGAUUUGCCGUCCGUUAAAACGCCUUGCAUCAUGAAGCUAGUGAUGCCAUCGGAACACUACCCGCACUCAUCGUGCUCUGAUGAUGAGGAGCUCUAUCUCGAAACGGGCGUUCAUAUCGAGAUUAUAAAUAAAGAGAAGACUGAGCUCUUGUGGUUUGAUGAUAAGCUCCGCCAAUGGUCGGAACGCACAAGAAGAACGUAACUACGGGGGGUGGUUAUGCCGGAGCUCGACUUAGAAUAUAAUGUCAAGUCCAUAUUGGCGACAACAUAUUGUUUAAUUUAUUAGCAACACUUGAGACUUUCAAACUGCCAGAAUAGCAACCGAUCAAAUUAUUUGAGCGGAAAUAAAAAAAGCGCUAGCAUGACGUAAGACAAACAAGAGACGACCGAUAUGAAUUUUACGCUGGUUUCCAGGAACCUAAUCACAUAGGAUUUGCGCUUACUAAGUCCGAAACCCGAUCA
Fusarium redolens is the source of this 1238-nucleotide messenger RNA. RefSeq lists its product as uncharacterized. The coding region runs from base 184 to 978 and encodes 264 amino acids. Lineage: Eukaryota; Fungi; Ascomycota; Sordariomycetes; Hypocreales; Nectriaceae. The transcript has 2 exons. The record is from RefSeq and is a predicted model, not a curated record.